Messenger RNA from Eruca vesicaria subsp. sativa (arugula), 192 nucleotides. Lineage: Eukaryota; Viridiplantae; Streptophyta; Magnoliopsida; Brassicales; Brassicaceae. The record is from the annotation of a GenBank genome assembly.
AUGAAGGUCGUCCGUAAGGAAAGAAGAAGACACAUGAUUGUGAAAGAAGAGGAGGAGGAGGAAUACAAAACACGAGGUGGUGUUCUUGUUGUGGACAUGGCAUGGGUCGUUGAUUAUUCAAGACUCUUUUGGUUGCUCUUCGGCGUCUUCUCUUACGAGAAUCACGAAGGAAAACCUCGGAUCCUUUUCUAG